AUGAGCGCCAUCCUCUCCACCGACGACCUCAACGACUUCAUCGCGCCAGGCGUCGCCUGCAUCAAGCCGAUCGAGACGCUCCCCGCCGCCGCUCCUCCCUCCUCCUCCUCCUCCUCCCUCGAGACCGAAGUUAUCCUCGACGGCGACGCCCGCUCCGCCUCCGCCGCGCCGCCACCACCACCCGCCGAAAUCUCCCUCACCGACUGCCUCGCGUGCUCCGGGUGCGUCACCUCAGCCGAGGCCGUCCUCGUGAGCCUGCAGUCGCACGCCGAGGUGCUCGCCACGCUCGACGCCGCGCCGGCCCUGCGCGUCCUCCCGCCCGGCCCCGGCGGCGCGCGGUACACCGUCCAGGGCUUGGAGCAUGACAACGCAAAGCUGCUCGUCGCCAGCGUCAGCCCGCAGACGCGCGCCAGCCUGGCCGCCGCCUGCGGGCCCGGCGUCUCCCCCGCCCGCGCCGGCCGCAUGCUCGAGUCCCUGCUGCGCGGGCCCGCCGGGCUGCCCGGCGGCGGCCGCCACGGCUCCGGCUUCGCUUGGGUCGUGGACACGAACCCGGCCCGCGCCAUGACGCACGUGCUGAGCGCCGACGAGACGCACCCCCACGUCCUCCCGCACCUGUCCCGCGUCAAGUCCCCGCAGGCGCUCGCCGGCACGCUCCUCAAGACGAGCCUCGGCCGCGCCCUCGGCAUCCCCCCGCACCGCAUCUGGCACCUCGCCGUCAUGCCGUGCCUCGACAAGAAGCUCGAGGCGAGCCGCGCGGAGCUGACGGACGAAGCGUGGGCUGCUGCUGCUGCGCCGCACGCCGACGGCCGCCGCCGCCCCGUGCGCGACGUCGACUGCGUCAUCACCAGCAAGGAGGUCCUCAUGCUGGCGGAGAGCAGGGGCCUCGACUUUUUCCAGCUCGCGCGCGCGCCGGGCCCGCCCCCCGCCGCGCCGUUCCCCGAUCCCACGCUCCACAAGUUCCUGUUCCAGCAGCCGUCGGCGCCCGCGCACCGCGCCGCCGGGUCCUCGGGCGGCCUGCUGUACCACAUCCUGCAGGCGCGCGCCGCGCAGACCCCCGGCGCCGCGGUGCGCGUCAUCCAGGGCCGCAACGCCGACGUGGUCGAGUACGUCGUGACCGUCGCGGGCAGCGGCGAAGCGGCGGUGCCCGUCUUCAAGGCCGCGCGGUACUACGGCUUCCGCAACAUCCAGAACCUCGUGCGCCGGCUCAAGCCCGCGCGUCCGUCCCGGAUGCCCGGCGGCAGGCCGUUUGGCAGCAGCAGCGCCCGGCGGCCCGGCGGCGGCGGCGGCGCGUCGUCGCUCGAGUACGGCUACGUCGAGGUCAUGGCGUGCCCGGGCGGGUGCACCAACGGCGGCGGCCAGAUCAAGGUCGAUGAUGCCGUGGUGCGGGAGCGUCGUGGCGGCGGGGGCGGCGUGUCGGAUAAGCCCGGCCCGCAGGAGCAAAAGGCGUGGCUGGCAGAAGUAGACGAGGCCUACUUUUCGGGGGACGAGGGGGGCGAGGUGGACGGGCUGCCGCGUGGUGACGAGGUGCUCGGCAUCUCGCACGCGUAUAUACAUGAUACCCUGGCGUACUGGUCCGACAUGACGGGCAUUGAUUUACAGAAACUGGCAUUCACGACGUACCGCGAGGUGAUUAGUGAUGUGGGCAAGGGGACUGAAGUCGAACGCGUGGUGCAGCUCGCUGGUAAAAUUGGCGGCGGAUGGUAA
Molecule: messenger RNA, 1704 nt
Organism: Cordyceps militaris CM01
Lineage: Eukaryota; Fungi; Ascomycota; Sordariomycetes; Hypocreales; Cordycipitaceae
Product: iron-sulfur cluster assembly associated protein Nar1, putative
Exons: 2
Coding region: 1-1704 (567 amino acids)
Biological process (GO): iron-sulfur cluster assembly
Cellular component (GO): cytosolic [4Fe-4S] assembly targeting complex
Molecular function (GO): 4 iron, 4 sulfur cluster binding
Source: RefSeq, a predicted model, not a curated record